Molecule: messenger RNA, 1535 nt
Organism: Plodia interpunctella (Indianmeal moth)
Lineage: Eukaryota; Metazoa; Arthropoda; Insecta; Lepidoptera; Pyralidae
Exons: 6
Coding region: 287-937 (216 amino acids)
Cellular component (GO): cytoplasm
Molecular function (GO): ribosylnicotinamide kinase activity; ATP binding
Source: RefSeq, a predicted model, not a curated record
UCUGGCGCUGGAUUGCCGAAAGCCGGGCAUGCCUGUAUAUGGACAUAGCUGACGCGGCGCUCGGCAAACUCCUGCUGAUCUCCACGUCCACCGUCUUCUGCUUGUUCGUGCUCUGGCUCAACACUCACCCCUUCCUGGAUAAAGAUCUGUACAUCAGCAGCGUACUCCCGGACCCGCAGUGGUGCUUGCUCGCGUGCGCCGUCUGGGGCUUGUGCUUCAUCGGCGGCCUCAUGGCCUUCACUCUCUACCACGUGUACCCCUAUCUGUGACUGCGGCCUCCGACACCAUGGCCAAGUUCAAUAAGGACGAGUGGAUCGUCAUUGGAAUAUCCGGGGUCACAUGCGGCGGCAAGACAACCCUAGCUAACAGAAUAAAAGAGGCAGUAGUUCCAGUCUACGUUUUCCACCAAGACAAAUACUUCUACCCUGAUGACAGUCCAAAACACAUAAAAUGCCCUAGCAUGGACCAUAAUAACUACGAUAUCCUAUCUGCAUUGGACAUGGAGAAGAUGUUUCAGGAUAUAAUAGAUACAUUAAACGGAAGGGAUAAGAGUCAUGCGAAUAAUUUGGCAAGAACUGCGGGGAAGAAAGAGAUAAAAGGCAAGAAGUUUCUGAUCGCGGAAGGAUUUACAGCGUUGAAUUAUAAGCCUAUAAUGGAUAUUUGUAAUUUGAGGGGUGAUCAUCAGUGCGGUGUCCGGCGCAGGUACUACUUGGUCCUGGAGUACGAGGCGUGCGCGUCGCGGCGCGUGUUCCGGCUGUACGACCCGCCCGACGCGCCCGGGUACUUCGAGCGCUGCGUGUGGCCCGAACAUCUCAAGUACAGAGCCGAGAUAGAGAAAGACCGACGAGUGACUCUUUUAGACGGCACCAUUCCGGACGUGUUUACUCACGUUCUCAAUGACGUGAUAUCUUUAGGCGCAGUUGAUGUAGCGGACUAACUUUUGUUUUAGGCAGGUUUAAAUAAAAUGUAUUAUGGCGGCUGUCAUACAAAGGCUCUUGUAUUUCGAUUAUAUACUUUAAAAAAUAUUGUUAUUAACCUAUCACUUCCCGCGCGGCCCGAUCUUACGUUAUAGUUGUUCAAUUGUUUUUAUUAUCUCCAGGAUCGAAGGGCUAAAUCAUAUUGUUAUUAAUGAUGUAUAGUUAUUAAUAGUACAAAUACAGAAUCUUAGCUUUGUAGAACAAAAAAUGUAUGUAAGACUUUUGAGUCACGAAUAUAUAUUACGAAUUUAAUUAUAUUCUACUUGCCUAUGAUUUUAUUUACACCAAAUUUUUAUUGUAGGUUUAAAAUGAAUUAUGAAGUUCUUACACCUACACUAAGAUCUGAAAGUCCUUAAAAAUGGUAUAAAGAAGAAGUUAGCUUUUUAAAUUAAUUGAAGUCUUCAUACAUUUGUAUGGAGUCGUGUGAGUGAUUGAUAUGAAUUGUGAGUUGUACAAUGGAACGGCUUAUUUUGCGUUUGUAUGAAUUUUUGUAGAAGUCUGUGGCGUAGUUGUAAGCAUUGUUAAAUGAACUAAAUAAAUUAUGAUUAUUACAGUAAA